Molecule: messenger RNA, 3897 nt
Organism: Hypanus sabinus (Atlantic stingray)
Lineage: Eukaryota; Metazoa; Chordata; Chondrichthyes; Myliobatiformes; Dasyatidae
Product: phospholipid phosphatase 5-like
Exons: 9
Coding region: 327-1124 (265 amino acids)
Biological process (GO): phospholipid metabolic process
Molecular function (GO): phosphatidate phosphatase activity
Source: RefSeq, a predicted model, not a curated record
GAGAGUGGCGGCAGCGGUGGCGGCGGGGUGAGUGCGGCCGAGGGUCGGGAGCCUGGAACCGAAGGUGGGCGCUCCGAUGGCAAUGCACAGGAAAACGGACGUUAAAAUAUUCUACCACAUGCCCAUAUACUAGGGCAGUUUACAGUGGACAUGGUCACAAGGAGAUCAUGCAAACUCCACACAGACAGCCGUACCGAUCAGGAUUGAACCCAGCUUGCUGGAGCCGUGAGACAGCAGCUUGACUCACUGCAUUACUCCCCUCACAGAGGGUAAGUGGUUAGCACAGAUUGUCACUGAAGUAGCGGACCGAUAACACUCAGGACAACAUGCGGAAGAGUGGGGUAGCGAGUCUGGUCUGUGAACUUGCACUAAGAUUGUUCCUGUUUGGGAUAUUCCUGAUUUCUGAGACAAUGACUCCAUUCCACCGAAUUAUUCAUCCAGAGGAGAUGUGGCUGUACAAACACCCUCGGAGUGAGAGGGACACGGUUCCUACUUGGCACAUGUUUGCCAUUUCCUUCUUGACACCAUUGAUGGCAAUACUUCUGAUGAAGGUGCUGAAUAGAACAGAAGGUGGCGAUGUGAAGGAAGGCUUUUUGGCGGCAUCUCUGAGUCUGGUUUUGAAUGGAGUGAUCACAAACACUGUUAAACUGGUGAUUGGAAGGCCUCGGCCAGAUUACUUCUAUCGUUGUUUUCCGGACGGAGUGGUGACAGAGGACAUGCAGUGCACAGGCGACCCUGCUGCGAUACUGGAGGGAAGGAAGAGUUUCCCUAGUGGCCAUUCUUCAUUUGCUUUUGCUGGUCUUGGUUUCACUGCCUUCUACUUGGGAGGAAAACUCCACUGCUUUGCCUCAGGGGGACGAGGAAAAGGCUGGAGGCUGUGUGUGAUGCUAAUGCCACUCUAUGUUGCAGCCGUUGUUGCGCUAUCACGUGUCUGCGACUACAAGCACCACUGGCAAGAUGUACUGUGUGGUUCCCUGAUCGGAUUGACUCUAGCCUACACCUGCUACCGUCAGCACUAUCCAUGUCUGUCAGACCCUGAAUGCCACAAACCUUACUCAAAGACCAAUCUCUCGGCCACACAAGAGCGCAAGCUUGCAAACCCUGGUUUCAAGCUGGAUGUAUAGUGAGCUGCCGGCAGUCGGGCCACUCCAACUUAUUCCUUGCCAUGUACACUUGCUUUCCAUUUACUUUAGGCAAUAUUUGCACAUAUUCAUGAUGGGAUCUUUUGCAACACCGUAAUAGUGCAGAUGCAUACACAGCCCCGACAAGAAGUGCAAAACAGGGGAAUUAAAUGGACCAGCAAGAGACGAGAGCAUUGCAAAUUUUAUUGUUUCAUGAAGUUAAAAUGGUUGAUUUUAUUAACUUUUUUUUAAAUAAACCUUUUUAUUUUUAACCAAAAAUACACCAAUAAAAUCUAGAUGGUGUGAAGGCAAUAGUUCAACAUGGUUGUAACAAGUAAAUGCAUUUCAAAAUCUUAGGCAGCUCCCCUUCCAAAGGUGCUGACGUUUAUGGUAUAAUUUCUUAAUGAACUGACUUGUUUGAUGUGAUUAAUCACUGGGAACAAAUGGUUGCGUCAGUCUGCUCCAUUCAAACUCAUUGAAUGGUUGAUAUAAAAUUUCACAGUAAAACUGUUGAAUAUGCGAGGCAUGUCACAAUUUACAUUAUGGAAUGUGCUUGCCUGUCAGGCGAUUUCUUUAUUUUUGUCAAAAGGGGAAGUAUGCAGUCUUCUACAGUUUUGGGACAAAGCUGAAUUUCCAGGUUUGGUAUCAUAAAAGCUUAGAACAGCAGAGCUGCCUGUGCAUGAGCAUCGUGCAGCAGAGUCACAUUUGUGCUGUUGCAGUGACAUUCUAUUCCAAUUGUUCUGUCACUUCGACAAGCAGGCCACUGCCAGUAACUCCGACAGGCUGCAUCCAUCCUCUUGGAUUGGUAUAGAGUUACCAAUGUCUCUUGCCCUUGAUAUAACUUCAUUUUUUUUUUUGGCAUGUUGAAUCUUUUUUGCUGCUAAAUAGUUCGCUUACUUUAAAGUGCGAUUGAAGCGCAUAAAACUGAGCUCGGAGAAGGGUUAUUUGUAUCUGGUGCGAUUUAAUAUCAAAUCUCAGCUUAAGUGACCUGUGUCCAGUUUGACUAAUUCUAGACUUUAUUGAUAAUUGCAUUUAAACUUGUCAGCCAAUAUUUCCUAGUCUUUGGAAUUGCAUCCAUCUGUCCACAGACAUGUUACAAGAUUUGAAAAGAUUUCCUGCAUUUUGUUUACACAAAUUUAAUUUGCAGCAGAUAUUGAGGGGAUAGCAGAGCUACUAUUGACCUUGGAGACACAAAUUGAACUAGUUUACCUUGCAUCACACCAGUUAAUUUGUCAUCAAAGGGGACCAGACUGACACAUGUAUCAAUGCUCAUUAUGAGGAUCGUGGGUUUGCAGGGACCAAAAAUCAAUCUGUUCCCUGUGGGAAUUUGGAUAUUGUUCUUGAGGCUGCUUAUCACUCUGCUUUAUUCGAUUUGUAUUUUUCCCUCCCAUGUGGGCAAAACCUUGCAAAUUGUACUUCCAUAUACAGCUUUGCAUUGCAGAGCAAAUGUGCUGGUAAACCUGUGACUAUUAUACUGUAUUUAUGUUGUUUCAACUUUUUAAUGCAGAAAUUUGUGUAUUGUUUCUUUGAAUCCUUUUGGUAUAAAGGUCUGGAAGUGGGGCAGUAAAGGUGCGGAGAGGAGAAAUGCUUUUAAAUGUAAUCUUCGCCAGAAUAUUAACAUUCCACUUACAGAUGGCUAUUGGCAGGCGAUAGCCAUUGAUCAAAGAAACCUCCUGCCACCCUCCCGGUGAUGGAGGAGUCACGGAAUGAAGAUGACUGGCUAAAGAGAUGAGGAAAAAUUCUCCUUAUCCUUAGUGUUUGGGUCUGGAAAUCACUGCCAUAUGCAGUGCAGGAGGCAGUUUUAAUUGUGGCAUUCAAAGAUCUGGAAAGAUUCUGAAAGGCAAGAAUUUGCAGCGACUAUGGGGAGCAGGUAGGGGAAAGGGACCAGCUUGAUUGCUCUUCCACAGAGCUGGUGAGGAUUGGGCAGGUUUAACAAACCACUGAAGCCUUUGACUGUGUUGGUGUAGCAGUCCAAUAUGCUGAAGGAUGAUGUUUGGAAAAUGUUUUCUCAGAUCACAUUUUCAAUAAUUAUGGUGGGUGCAAGCAAAUGCACCAGCAAGACCCAAGGUGAGGCUCCUCACCUCAUUUGCAACUGCAGAGAAUUUUCAGUGCAAUUAAAUGUACAAAUAUCAUCAUUUGCUUUGCACUUCUAACUAAACUUUAAAUGCUCAGAGGGCACACUUUUGUACAAACUUCAUCUUUAGUAAUAUAACACGGUCAAAUCUUAACCACAGCUGAUAAAAUCACUGUAACUUUCAGUUGUUUUUCCUAGCCUUUUGGGCUGACUCUUACUUCAUUCCUGUUCACCAGAAUCCACCUGAAUAGAAACACCAUCCAAAUUCAGGAAAAGUAAUGACCUUGUACCUUGUGCUGUCUCCACUUGUGGUUCUAUAGUGCCUUGUGCAGGACCUAUUUGGGCAAGUGUCAGAAUGCAGGUAACUGUACAUAAACUUUUUGCUUUUGACCAGUGUUUUGAAUAGGCACUGUAACAGGCUAAAGUCAGAGUCCAGUUUGAGGGAAAGAAAUCACAGGGCAGUGUGUGCACUUUGGGAGAUUUCUGUUCCAUGGCUCUGGAAUGUGAGAUUCAGCUGAAUGCAGAAAGUGCAGAAUCAGCUGCAGUCUUUGCAAAUGUAUCAAUUCACUGACUGAACUGUGAAUGCAAGAGAGACUAAAGUUUUAAUCUUAAACUUGUGGAUAACUGUGUCUAAUAAAACUAAGACCAUUAUUUAAAAAAAGGUAUAUUUCUUGCUUGGGCAUUAAUAAACUAUAUCUUAGA